Messenger RNA from Micromonas commoda, 1512 nucleotides. RefSeq lists its product with no specific name. The coding region runs from base 1 to 1512 and encodes 503 amino acids. NCBI's taxonomy places the organism in Eukaryota, Viridiplantae, Chlorophyta, Mamiellophyceae, Mamiellales, Mamiellaceae. The record is from RefSeq and is a predicted model, not a curated record. The transcript has a single exon.
AUGACGGAGCGCGCGGGCGAACGCGUGAUGCAUCGGCCGACGUACGUGGACAUUCGCCUGCCGGCGACGAUGUCGCCGCCGGCGAGCCCCGAUAAACCGGCGCGACGCGCGUCGUCCGGGUCCCGACGCGGCUCCUGGCCGAGCACGGGGUUGCCCAGGUUUUCCUUUUCCUUAUCCUUCUGGGCGUGCGUCGCGCUCUUUUGGACGCUCGCGUGCCUCCUGUUCACCGCGGUUCCGGUCGACAGGCGACGCGCGAUAAUCUCUGAGUCGCGCGACGACGCGUGGCGCGAGCGCCUGUCGCUCGUCUCCGCGGGAAUAUGGGACACCGUGUCGUCCCUCAAGGACGCCGCCGCUGGAAACUUCCUGGGACGAGACGCGAGAACGUGCGCGUCGGUCGAGCCGCGCGGUGUUCUCGGCCUUCCCAUGUACGCCUACCUCGACGCGAUGGCGGACAGGACCUCGUCCAACGUGAGAGACAUCGCGCGCCGCGCCGCGGAGGACCGACGCGACCGGCGCGUCGUCUCGGCAACCCCGUCGCCCGAGCCCAGCCGCUGGACCGGGCCCGAGCACCUUACCCGAGUCGUCGCGACGCAUCACAAGACGGGCACCGCACUCAUGCGCGACGUAUUCUCGCACAUCGCGUCGGACCCAAGGUGGGCGGCGAAGUACGGCCCGUUCGCGGACGUACGCUGGAUGGAAGACCACCCGGAGCGAAGCGGCGUCGACGAGUCGCGAGCCGCCGUCGCCGCCGCGAGAAUCGUCCUCGACUACCACCUCGGGAAACAACUCCCGGAGUUUAUGCUCGCGCGAGGGCACCGGGGCGACGGCCUGGACGGACUUGGAGACGGCGACGACGACGCCAACGACGACGGCGACGGCGUCCAAGGGACGUCAUCAAAGGAUGGAGUUUCGUCCGUGCCUCGAGAGUGCGCGAGCCUGGUGUCUACGCUCGGGGAGUACCGCGCGGUUCACGUCGUCCGUGAUCCGACGCAGGUUCUCAUAUCGGGGUAUCUGUACCAUCGCAGGCUGCCCGGGGACGAGCGUUGGCUGUUCGAGCCGUCGCCCGAGCUCGGCGGCGGAACGUACGCGGACCGGUUGGCGAGCGCGGACAAACUCGGUGCGACGGAUGCGAUGCUGGCUGAGAUAGCCAUGGCGGACGACGAGCUCCGUGCGCUCGCGUUGGCGUACCGCGACGUCGAGCGGGACCCGCGCGGGAUGAACGUCAAGCUCGAGAGUUUCUUCGAGGACUUCGACGGGACGAUGGGCGCGGUGUUGAGAUUUCUGGAGUUCGAGGAAGGGGACGUGGGUGAGAUGGUGAAGCUGGCGGGUGAGUUUGACGUCGGGCGGUGGAGCCAAGAGGAGCUGGCGGCAAACGAGCAUUUCACCCAGAAAGAGGACAGGAGGCCGUACGUCGAGGCAAUUCGACAGGAUCCGUUCCUUAACGCGACGGUGAGUUACAUGCGAUACGCCAUGGGGUACGUGCACGAGUUUCCAACCUUUUGGGGGGAAUGA